Zea mays is the source of this 632-nucleotide messenger RNA. Its product is annotated as 40S ribosomal protein S26-3. Gene Ontology annotation, biological process: translation. The record is from RefSeq and is marked provisional. NCBI's taxonomy places the organism in Eukaryota, Viridiplantae, Streptophyta, Magnoliopsida, Poales, Poaceae. Gene Ontology annotation, cellular component: cytosolic small ribosomal subunit; ribosome. Gene Ontology annotation, molecular function: mRNA binding; structural constituent of ribosome.
AUAAAAAGCUGUUCUUCUCCCCUCAUCGCAUACGGCAUACCACACUAGAGCCGCCGCCGCCGCCGUUUCGCGCACCGUACCCUAGCCCUCGUCAGCGGCGGCUUCGAGCUCAUCCAGCCAUGACGUUCAAGCGGAGGAAUGGCGGACGCAACAAGCACGGGCGCGGCCACGUCAAGUACAUCCGCUGCUCCAACUGCGCCAAGUGCUGCCCCAAGGAUAAGGCUAUCAAGCGGUUCUUGGUGAGGAACAUUGUUGAGCAGGCUGCCGUGAGAGAUGUGCAGGAGGCCUGUGUACAUGAUGGAUAUGUUCUACCCAAAUUGUAUGCAAAGGUUCAUCACUGUGUCUCAUGUGCAAUCCAUGCGCACAUUGUCCGGGUCCGCUCUCGUGAGAACAGGAGGAACCGUGAGCCCCCGCAGCGCUUCAGACGCCGGGAUGAUGGCCCAAGGCCUGGUCAGGGCCCGCCGCGCCCAGGCGGUGCAGCUCCUGCAGCUGCAGCUGCUGCUGCUCCUCGUACCUAAGUUCUGGAAUUAGUUUCGGGGCUUAGUUUUGUGAAACAUUACCUGUUUUGAGAAACCAUUGUUACUGUAUCCCCUUGAUGUCAAACUUUUUAGCACAAUUUGUGGUUCUGAAAA